Messenger RNA from Capra hircus (goat), 3094 nucleotides. It is a transcript of the gene HAPLN1, whose product is annotated as hyaluronan and proteoglycan link protein 1. The record is from RefSeq and is a predicted model, not a curated record. The coding region runs from base 442 to 1506 and encodes 354 amino acids. Gene Ontology annotation, biological process: cell adhesion. Lineage: Eukaryota; Metazoa; Chordata; Mammalia; Artiodactyla; Bovidae. Gene Ontology annotation, molecular function: hyaluronic acid binding. The transcript has 5 exons.
UGAGCGGGUAACUCCGGGAUCUGAGCAGAGGGAAAGUCAUCUAAGAGGCUGCUGUUCCACAAGGUCUGGGCAUAGAGCUGCCCCUCCCUUCCUCCCUGAAGUUUGCAUGAAGCGCACGUUAGGCUGUAAUUAGGGGAUCUGGGAGGAGAACUUUCCUGGUGACGCUGCUUUGCUUUUCUUCUGCUCUUGGUGAGAAAGUGCCUCCUUCUUCCCAGGAGCAGGACCUCUGCCAUCCAGCGCCACAAAGAGACAUUCUGCGCGGCACACGCACACACACACACACACUCACACACGCACACACACUUGCCCAGAGACAAACUUAAGGUGAGGGGAAAGAGCGCUGGCUUCACUUGAUCUCCAGGCUCCAACUUCAGCAGGACUUGAGAGCAUCUGAACUUCUGGAUUUUAGGACAAGUGAAGAAGAUUAUUCGGGCUACAAAGAUGAAGAGUCUACUUCUUCUGGUGCUGAUUUCAAUCUGCUGGGCUGAUCAUCAUUCAAACAACUAUACUGUAGAUCAUGACAGAGUUAUUCAUAUCCAAGCAGAAAAUGGCCCCCGUCUACUGGUGGAAGCAGAACAAGCCAAGGUGUUCUCACGUAGAGGUGGCAAUGUUACACUGCCAUGUAAAUUUUACCGAGACCCUACAGCAUUUGGCUCAGGAACCCACAAAAUCCGGAUUAAGUGGACCAAGCUAACUUCAGAUUACCUCAAGGAAGUGGAUGUCUUUGUUUCCAUGGGAUACCACAAGAAAACCUAUGGAGGCUACCACGGUAGAGUGUUUCUGAAAGGAGGCAGCGAUAAUGAUGCUUCUCUGGUGAUCACAGACCUUACUCUAGAGGAUUAUGGGAGAUAUAAGUGUGAGGUGAUUGAAGGAUUAGAAGAUGAUACUGCUGUGGUAGCAUUAGAUUUACAAGGUGUAGUGUUCCCUUAUUUUCCAAGAUUGGGGCGCUACAAUCUCAAUUUUCAUGAGGCACAGCAGGCUUGUCUGGACCAGGAUGCUGUGAUUGCCUCCUUUGAUCAGCUGUAUGAUGCCUGGCGGAGUGGGCUGGACUGGUGCAACGCUGGCUGGCUCAGUGAUGGGUCUGUGCAAUAUCCCAUCACAAAACCCAGAGAACCCUGUGGAGGCCAGAACACAGUGCCUGGCGUCAGGAACUACGGGUUUUGGGACAAAGAUAAAAGCAGAUAUGAUGUCUUCUGUUUUACAUCCAAUUUCAAUGGCCGAUUUUACUACCUGAUCCACCCCACCAAGCUGACCUACGACGAAGCGGUGCAGGCUUGUCUCAAUGAUGGUGCUCAGAUUGCUAAAGUGGGCCAGAUAUUCGCUGCCUGGAAACUUCUGGGAUAUGACCGUUGCGAUGCAGGCUGGUUGGCGGACGGCAGUGUCCGCUACCCCAUCUCUAGGCCAAGAAGGCGCUGCAGUCCUAGCGAGGCUGCGGUGCGCUUCGUGGGUUUCCCAGAUAAAAAGCAUAAGCUGUAUGGUGUCUACUGCUUCAGAGCAUACAACUGAGCGUGACCCUAAAGCACGUCAGUUUGAAAGUCAUUAAGAACAUGUGAAAUGAAAGGUUGUUUUUUUUUUUUCCAAUAUGAACUCAUGCAAGUUACCAAAACUGUGAUAACCCUUUUUUACUUACUGUAAAAAGUCAUUUUCAUAAAGACCAAUUCAUUAAUUUGUUUUUGUAAAGCUAUUAUCAUUCAAUAUAUAUUAUAAAUUAAUAUAAUUUUAAGGGAAGCACUACAUAUGGAGGUUUUACAGCCAAACUGUUUAGGCUACAUCAUCCCAAUGAAGUAUCCUUUCAUGAUCGGGGCAUGCAAUAGCUUGAGGAUUGCUAGGAUUAAACUAAGGAAAGUAAAGCUACUCAGAGCAGCAGCUGCCACAAGCACAAAUUUUACACGUUUGUACAAUUUUGAAAUGCACUACAAUAAACAGAUUAGAGACAACAGAUUUGAAAUAUAGGCUUCUUUACAUAAACUGAGGUUCUGAGAGGUUGCACAACACUUAGUUUCACAAGGGAACAAUCUACACUUUUCUAAAAUAUUUCAAAGCUCCAAUAGUCAGACUAUUUUACUCUUUAAAAUCCUGCCUUUCUGACCAAAAAAAAAAAAAAAAAAGCAGAUGGACUCCAAUGUAUGACAAGCACAGUUAAAACCCCUUAAGACCCCCAUUUGUAUGAAGUAUGAAACUAAGAUAAGCAGAUCAUAUUUAACCAAUGAGAGAUUCCUACCUUCUUCUAAUUAAAAUUAUACAUGCCUGAGAAGAACUGUUUUCUUUUGAGUAGCUUUACUGAAUUAUAUUUAAAUUCUAAGGGCCGUUUGCUAAGCAGCAUUUAGCAUCUACUCAGGGCAGUUAUAUAGAUAAACUGCUGGACAGAAAAAUUGUAAAAUUUAGCAGCUUGAUUUUAUGUUAGCCUAUGAAGUGAUAUUGUCCUAUAAAAUUAACUUUAAAAUAUUUAAUAUUUCCUUCUUAUUUACAUGACAUGACAAAAAUUUAAAUCAUAGAAGGAAUAAAUAACUAUACUUGCCUAACCAAGAAAUAAGAACCCAACUUUCAGAAUUCUUAUUAUUCCUAUUUGUAUAUAGACUAGGAAGUCCAACUGGUGCCUGUGUUUGGGUAAAAAAGUCAACAAAGUAGUUUUAACCUUUCUCCAUAUAGAAAAUGUGAACAGUGAUGGAUGUCACUUUCUUGCUGAUCAUCAUUAGGCGUAAAUGAAAUGCUGAAGCUGUCAAAGAGUUUACACUUAAAUCUUCAGGGCUUUAUAUGAAAGGGUAAGACCAGCUUCAAAAAACAACUUUCCCCAUUAGCAGCUCCAAUCUUAAAUAAAGCUCGGUUUUCCUAUAUUUUUAUGAGUGUUGAAACCCCACAGGGACCAAUAUUUGUAUUCAAAUUACAUUUCAUGGUUUCCCAUUGUUUCACAAUGAGUUCUAAUAAAUGGGAUUUAGUAUAAUAAUCCAAGUAUGACAUAGCUGAUAUGCUUUCAUGAAUGUUUUUAUGUAGAUUUUCCUCCCAUGAACAUGAGUAAAUAAAUCUGUUUCCUGAAUUGAUUGUGGUUGCCUUCAAAGCUCUGUAAUAAUUCUAAUAAAUUUACUCUAUAAAUGUA